Messenger RNA from Penicillium manginii, 1761 nucleotides. RefSeq lists its product as uncharacterized. The coding region runs from base 1 to 1761 and encodes 586 amino acids. The record is from RefSeq and is a predicted model, not a curated record. The transcript is spliced from 5 exons. Lineage: Eukaryota; Fungi; Ascomycota; Eurotiomycetes; Eurotiales; Aspergillaceae.
AUGAGGAACAAAAAGAGCGAGUAUCUCUUGAUCGAUCUUGACAGCAUCGACAACAAGGAGAUAGCCCGUGCAGUACUACCGCGAACAGAAAGAGACUACAAGGAGGCCUUGAAUCUAUUUGACAUUUUCAUCGAGUUACACCCUACAUCUCAAAAUCCGCCGAACCUUCAAACAAGCAAAGGGUUCCUGCUCUGGAUAGCCCUGAACAAACACGGUCGCAUCGAAGAGAAGCCCACUUUGGAAACGCUGCAGGGGUUCCGUCGAGACUUCCAGGCGGGAAUGCGGAAAUUCAGAGAUUUUAUCUUCACCACAGAGCAUUCCGCCACACUCAAAGAGUAUAUCAGUGGAGAUCUGAAGCCUUACCUAUCCACCGCCGAGAUGAAAAAGAAUGCAUUUUCCCCAAACGAUCUGAUGAUAGUAAUGACACAACUCUGGUGUCGAGAUUCGCUUGAAUAUCGUGGAUAUCCCCCGGAUCGAUCCCGGGUCCAGCUUAGUGCUGCGAUGCUACUCUAUUGCUUUACCUCCGCAAGAACAGGGGAGGUCCACGAGUCGACUGCACGACGGAGGUCGGCAAGACAGCGUGAUGAAGAAGAUUUGGACAAGAUACUUGAAGCCCGCACUAUGGCUGCCUGUUACAAGCACUUCACACUCACCAUCGAGGUUGUGGAUAAAGAGCCAAUGCUCGUGUUGACCUACGAAAGAGAGUUUGUCAAGGGCUACCACAGGAAGAAUGAGUGGCAAAUUCCUAUCCAUGCCUUUUACGAAUCAUACACAGAGCAUAUGCCUCUAAUGUUGAACCUUCUCACAUUCUUUUUACCUUUGGCAAUGGCAGAUAAAGCAAUCGAGGAUUAUUCAUCUGUCGAUGCGCUUCUGGAUGCAGCGAGUGCCUAUGGAACAGUUCCCACACAGAACAAUGUACUGGAGGUAAUACGGUUCAAAAAAGAUGUGCUUGACACGCCCGUCUUCCGCCAAUAUACGGACUUGGGAGUUGCGAAAAGUGCCAGUAGAGCCCGGGGAGCGGAUUCCUUUGGUAAGAGCAUUGUAGCCUUAGGCUACCGUAGCGGAUACAGGCAAAACAUUACUAUUCGGGGCUGCCGGAGAUGGGCACUCAUGGAAGCAGACAAGAAACAUACCGAGACAGCAAGAAUGAAAUUCGGUGGCCAGAUGAAACGAGAGACGUUUGGAAGAUCAUACGCCCAUCCCCUGAGCGAGAUCGAUGGGCCUGCCAACUUUCUUGGAAUUGCAAGCCGCGAAGAGCACAUUAGGAAUCGGCGCGGCAUGGGAAUAUACCAAAGCUUUGAUGCCUUCCAAUAUCUACCCGCAAAAGAACAAUUUGAGUUCGAAAACAGGGAAGACAUUCGAGAAUUGGACAGUGAGCUGUGGGAUCUUACCGACCGCUCGUCAGCUCUCUCCGAUGUGCAAGACAGAAAAGAGAUACAGAAGCGCCAGAGGUCUGUCUACGACAGAAAGAAACGACUUUAUAGAAGAGCAGUCAAUCAAAUGCGCGAGAACAGUAAGAAAGAAUCGACUACCAGCAAUACCAGGACAGAGACUCUCUUCCACUACCGCCGCCGCGUUAUGCCCGAUAGAGACAUUCUUGCUAGUCUUCUUCCGAGAAAGGUUUUGUUGCGUGACAGUGAUGGUCGCCAGGCACUGCAAGCGCUCCAGUCAAUAUGUUCAAAGAACUCGCCAAUUGCCUAUCGCGACUCCCUUAGGCCCUUGGAAGGAAAAUGUCGUUGUGGAGCCGAAAUCAAUGAGUGA